UGAAUUUAAUGCAGAAUGGGUGUUCCAAGUUUCGUUCUGAGUGUUUUAAAAAAGCUUAGGCUGGAGCUCCCGGCAGAUGAGGCUGUCUCGCAGCCCGAUGGGCGCAGGCCGUCGCUCCGACUCAGCCGUUGCCAGAGCAACGCGGCGCGGCCGGAAGGUCUGUCGGGUACUUCCGGUGCGGCCUGGGGGCGCCUUCCCUUCCCUUCCCUCCCGCCGCCGCCAAGAUGGCGGCGCCCGUGUCGCUGCAGGUGGAGUUCGGGGGAUAUCAGAAACCUGCUAAAGUGGAUCAAACAGAAUCUGCUGAAAGAGCGACCGGAAUUAUUUAUGCAAGGGGAAUCUGUGAGGCCAGGAAUUUUGGUGCUCAUCAACGACGCAGACUGGGAACUAAUGGGUGAGCUGGAUUAUAAACUCCAGGACCAGGAUAAUGUGCUUUUCAUCUCGACAUUACAUGGCGGGUGAACUCCUGGAAAAAGAAGAGGACGUGAAUCCAAGCCCUUGGGCAAACGAACACCGGAACCCACCCAAACCUCUCUCGAACUGUCUGUGCCUGAUCUCUGCAUCAUCCCACCACCUUCACUUGUUAACAAACAUCCAAAUAAAACCCCAUCAACACACAGCCUGCUGCGUACUGCUA
This is a messenger RNA of Numida meleagris (helmeted guineafowl), 634 nucleotides long. It is a transcript of the gene URM1, whose product is annotated as ubiquitin related modifier 1. The coding region runs from base 16 to 459 and encodes 147 amino acids. The transcript is spliced from 4 exons. Gene Ontology annotation, molecular function: protein tag activity. The record is from RefSeq and is a predicted model, not a curated record. Lineage: Eukaryota; Metazoa; Chordata; Aves; Galliformes; Numididae. Gene Ontology annotation, biological process: protein urmylation; tRNA thio-modification. Gene Ontology annotation, cellular component: cytoplasm; nucleus.